AUGCCAGAGAUAUUCGAUGUAGAGCAUGUUUUAGCGAACAUCAGCGAGCAGGACAAAAUCGCCCUUUUAUCCGGAAUUGAUUUCUGGCACACCCAUCCUAUCCCCGAAUUCAACGUCCCCUCGAUACGUGCCACCGACGGUCCCAAUGGUGUCCGGGGCACAAAAUUCUUUGCCGGUGUCCCUGCCGCAUGCCUGCCAUGUGGCACAGCUCUGGGUGCCACCUGGGACCGAGAUCUGAUAUACCAAGCGGGGAAGCUGUUGGGCGACGAGUGCAUUGCAAAAGGGGCGCAUUGUUGGCUGGGCCCAACAAUUAACAUACAACGCGCUCCUAUCGGUGGCCGCGGGUUUGAAUCGUUUGCGGAAGAUCCACAUCUAUCGGGUAUUCUGGCUAAAUCGAUCAUCCUGGGGUGCGAAAGCAAAGGAGUUAUUUCCACGGUCAAGCAUUUUGUGGGCAAUGACCAAGAACAUGAGCGUCGGGCGGUGGAUGUCCUGGUCACGCAGCGAGCCUUGCGCGAGAUCUACCUACGACCCUUCCAGAUUGUCGCGCGAGAUGCAAACCCCGGCGGGCUCAUGACCUCCUAUAAUAAGAUCAAUGGGAAGCAUGUGGUGGAAGAUGCGCGCAUGCUCACACUAAUCCGCGAGGAGUGGAAGUGGAACCCGUUGAUUAUGAGCGACUGGUACGGGACCUACACAACCAUUGACUCCAUCAAUGCGGGACUUGACCUGGAAAUGCCAGGAGUGUCUAGAUAUCGGGGAAAGUACAUCGAGUCCGCUGUGCAGGCUCGACUGAUCAAGCAAUCGACUAUCGAUGCACGAGCGCGAAAGGUGUUGGAAUUCGUGAAGCAAGCGAGUCAGGUUGAAGUGUCAAGAGUGGAGCGAGGCCGUGAUUUUCCAGACGAUAGAGCGUUGAAUCGCAAGAUCUGUGCGAACAGCAUCGUCCUCCUCAAGAACGAAGGCAUCUUGCCCCUUCCAAGACGGGAGAUCAAAACGAUCGCCCUGAUCGGAUCUCACAUGAAGACUCCCGCAAUAUCGGGGGGUGGCAGUGCGUCGCUUGAGCCAUAUUACUCGGUCUCAUUAUACGAUGCCUGCAGGGAAGCACUUCCUAAUGCAGAGGUGCUCUAUGAAGCGGGUGCAUACACCCAUAGGAUGCUCCCUGUAAUAGAUCGUCUCCUGAACAAUGCUGCCAUUCAGUUCUACAACGAGCCGAUGGGCAAGGAACGACGGUUGAUUAGCACUGAGCCUGUAGCCACGACGGCCUUCCAGUUCAUGGACUAUUAUGCCCCCGGUCUUAACCGAGGGCUCUUCUGGGCCACAUUGAUUGGCGACUUCGUGCCUGAUACAUCCGGGGUUUGGGACUUUGGUCUGAGCGUCUUUGGUACAGCAAAUCUCUACAUUGACGACGAGCUCGUGAUCGAUAACACCACGAGCCAGACGCGGGGAACCGCAUUUUUCGGUAAAGGCACCGUUGAGGAGCUGGGGUCGAAGAAUUUAGUUGCUGGAACUACAUACAGGAUUCGAAUUGAGUUCGGCUCUGCCAACACUACCACAAUGAAAACGGUGGGAAUGGUGAAUUUUGGAGGCGGUGCUGCAAAUCUGGGGGCCUGCCUACGGAGGGACCGCGAUGAAAUGAUCGAAAAAGCUGUGCAAAUUGCUGCAGAGGCCGACUAUACCAUUCUUUGCACCGGGCUUAACAAAGACUGGGAAUCUGAAGGGUUCGAUCGCACGCAUAUGGAUUUGCCGCCGGGAGUUGACCGGUUGAUCUCGAAGGUCUUGGAGGCCGCCGCAGAAAAGACUGUGAUCGUUAAUCAGUCUGGUACGCCAGUCACUAUGCCAUGGGCCGAUCAUGCCCGGUGCAUCAUGCAGGCUUGGUACGGAGGUAACGAGACGGGUCAUGGAAUUGCCGAUAUCCUCUUCGGAGAGGUCAAUCCAUGCGCAAAGCUGCCCUUGUCCUGGCCGGUGGAUGUGAAACACAACCCAGCCUACCUAAACUAUGCCAGUGUGGGUGGUCGAGUGCUAUACGGCGAGGACAUCUAUGGAGGUUAUCGAUUUUACGAGAAGACCGGACGAGAAGUCCUCUUCCCAUUUGGUCACGGCCUAUCAUACACGACCUUCAAGGUCUCACCGAGUGUUACUGUUGCCCCAGAGAUCUUCAACAUGGACUGUCCUGCGGUCGCCACCGUGCAUAUCAAAAACACGGGCAAAGUGGCGGGCGCUCAGAUUCUCCAGCUGUACAUCUCUGCCCCCGAAUCCCCAACCCCGCGCCCAAUCAAGGAACUGCACGGCUUCGAAAAAAUAUUCCUACAGCCUGGGGAAGAAAAGUCGGUUGGCAUCCAGCUAGACCGAUAUGCGACCAGCUUCUGGGACGAGAUCGAGGACAUGUGGAAGAGCGAGCAAGGGACGUAUGAAGUGUUGAUUGGAACCUCUAGCCAGGAAGUGGUGGCUCGGGGCAACUUUCAGGAGGCCCCUGCAGGAAAAAUGGACACUUCAUCGACUGCGCGACCUCGUAAGCAUACUCGGGUGCUCACAGCGUGCGAUGCCUGUCGUCUCAGCAAGACUCGAUGCGAUUCGGCACGGCCAGUGUGUGCCAAGUGUAUCCAGCGGGGUGUAGCGUGCGAGUAUCCGGAGACGGAUGCCAUCUCAGUUCUAGAGACAUGGGGCACAAGAAUCCUAGACGCAGUAGAACGUCAAGAGCAGCUUCUGUCUGGGAGCCUUUCUUUGAAUCGAGGGCCUGCUCUCUUUUCGCGAAAGGCGUCGCCAUCUCCAGUGGACGAAGUAGAUCCCGAGUCAAUUUCGCGUAAUGAUGCACCCAAGACGCCAAUCACCGGGUCGGACAUGAUUCUGAGCUGGCCUAUUUUCCCCAAAGAGAAGCCUGUGUCGACUUUUCCAAUGACAGCUUAUUCUGAGAAGCCAGAUCGGUUUCAGAAGGCUUUACCAAGCUUAGAUUCCCAAAGGCUUCUCGAAUUGCGCGAGAUUUUCAUGACCAAAAUCUGGACCAAGAACCCAAUUGUUGAUUCAGACCAGCUCGACUAUUACAUCGCUCGAGUACUGGAAAAUGGCGUGGACUGGUCCGCCUCGUCAUGCUUGGUGCUGCUUAUCUUUGCGCUGGCUGCCAUAUGGGGGAACUAUCCCGACGAUGAAACCCGCGAGAUCUCGUACAAUGGACCAUCCUUCGGUCCACCGGUCACUUGCGUGACGAUGUCAGUUCCGGAGCACCGAAUGAAGGAAUCGCUGACCUUCCUCUCCAUGGCGCGCAAGCGCAUCUCCACUGCGUAUCUCGACGAUACCUUACUGGGAGUACAAUGUCUUUGUUUAUUCGGAAUUUGGUAUCAGUAUAACAUCGAGCCAAUUCCGGGCUGGAAGAUGUUCCGAGCAGCAUCCAUGCUAUGGCAAACGUAUCGCUUGAAGCACCGUGAGGGAAAGACUAUUCGAAGUGCACAGGAAGAGAGUCUGGAGCAGCGACUCUACUGGACGUGCUUAAAGUCCGAAUGUGAGGUUCGAUAUGAACUGACUGAUCUCCCGCCCUGUGAUCUCAGCCUCUCUGAUUUUCCUUAUUCUCUCCCGAGCUUUCCCACGAGGCAACCAUCUAACGACAGCCCCGGGUGGACUUUUUCCAGCCCCUCAUCCACAGACCUCGAAGCAGCAUCUUCCUAUUAUUAUCUAGCCGAGAUAUUCUUGCGCAGGCUUCUCAACCGAGCCCGCAAUGCGGUCCGUGUGCUUUCCCCGAAUAUCGAUUUGCCGACCAUCAAAGUCCUGGUAGAAAGUCUGACGCAGCUGGAAGGUCAACUCCAGCAGUGGGUGGAGUGUCUCCCCCAUACACUCCGGUUCAACAUGCCUCUCAAAUCCGCCCCAGGACCGAAGGAGGGUGAACUCAUGAAACUAAUCCGUGAGCGAUACGUCGAGGUGCGCGAACUGCUCUGCCGCGCGUAUCUAUACCUGUGCAUCCAUGUACCACUCCAACCAGGGAUGGCGGCACUUUAUGGGGUCAAAGCGAGCGAAGCCCUACUUUUGGCAGUUUAUCGCAUCCAAAAUGAGGUGCCAUUCUUCCGGCAUCCGGGGUCAUGGGGAGCAUGUCGAGUCCGGUUCAACCAUGCGCUUUGCCUCAUUGCGGGAUUUCGCGCAAAACUGACGCAGCGCCCCUCGGCUAAAUAUGUGAGUAUUCCUCCAGACUGGGCGGACUGUGUGCGGGUUGUGAUAGAGCGGCUGAAGGUCUGGGGGUGA
Penicillium macrosclerotiorum is the source of this 4218-nucleotide messenger RNA. RefSeq lists its product as uncharacterized. Gene Ontology annotation, molecular function: beta-glucosidase activity; zinc ion binding; DNA-binding transcription factor activity, RNA polymerase II-specific. The record is from RefSeq and is a predicted model, not a curated record. The transcript is spliced from 9 exons. Gene Ontology annotation, biological process: regulation of DNA-templated transcription; glucan catabolic process. Lineage: Eukaryota; Fungi; Ascomycota; Eurotiomycetes; Eurotiales; Aspergillaceae. The coding region runs from base 1 to 4218 and encodes 1405 amino acids.